Messenger RNA from Agrilus planipennis (emerald ash borer), 1230 nucleotides. RefSeq names its product SUMO-activating enzyme subunit 1 (gene Aos1). The transcript has 5 exons. Gene Ontology annotation, biological process: protein sumoylation. Gene Ontology annotation, cellular component: SUMO activating enzyme complex; cytoplasm. Gene Ontology annotation, molecular function: SUMO activating enzyme activity. Lineage: Eukaryota; Metazoa; Arthropoda; Insecta; Coleoptera; Buprestidae. The record is from RefSeq and is a predicted model, not a curated record. Bases 115 to 1125 code for a protein of 336 amino acids.
UAAACUCUUUUCUAAAACAUAACCUAUAAACUUAACGUCAAUUAUUGUGUAGUACACAGCUUCUUGUAGAGUAUUUGUUUAUUAAAUUAAUAAUAAAAGAAAAGAGAAAAAGAUAUGGCUCAACCUAUAUUAUCGAAAGCUGAAGCUGAGCUUUAUGAUCGGCAAAUAAGAUUGUGGGGCAUAGAAUCACAAGAGAAAUUAAGAGCCGCUAAUAUACUGUUAAUUGGCGUACAAGGGUUAGGAUCAGAAAUUGCAAAGAACAUACUACUUUGUGGUAUAAAUUCCUUGACUAUAUUAGAUGAUGCAACUGUAACCGAAGAAAAAAUCACUAAGAACUUUUUGUUAGACAGGAAUAGUAUUGGAAAAAAUAUGGCACAGUCAGUAUUGCUAAAGGCUCAGUCUCUCAAUCCACUCGUAAAAAUUGUUGUUGAUACCAACAACAUUUCAGUUAAACAGAAAGAGUACUUUGACAGCUUUACAAUGAUUGUUGCCACUGAUUUGAAAUCGGAGGAUAUAUUAAAACUGGACAAUAUAUGCAGAGAAAAGAAGAUAAAGUUUAUUUGUGGGAAUGUCUAUGGCAUGUUUGGUUAUUCAAUUUUAGAUUUACAAGAGCAUGAGUUUUUAGAGGAGAAAGUUUCCUUACCACCUAAAAAGAGAACUCAUGAAGGUAAACCACUAGCACAAUCUUUGGAAAAAAUUAUAACAAAGGUGCAACGUAAAAUUGUUUAUCCAAACUUGAAGCAAGUAUUAGUACCUACUGUGCCAGUAUCCCCCAAAAAAACAUUAAAAAGACGAAACAUUCUCUACUAUUUAGUUUUAGUUUUGAAUGAAUUUCGCGAUGCAGUGGGGAGAUACCCGUUAUACACAGAGCGAAAAGAAGAUUUGAAAAAGUUAAAAGAACUAAAAGAUUCAGUUGCUAAACGAUUUGAAUUGAAUUCGGAGAAAUUUAAUGACAAUUUGUUAAACGUAAUUUUCGGGGAAAUUCCGCCAAUAUGCUCCAUUCUGGGGGGAAUAAUAGCUCAAGAAGUUAUAAAGGCUGUUUCCUGUAAAGAAGUUCCCGUUCAUAAUUUAUUUUUACUUGAUCCUUACACAUUUUCCGGUUCUGAAGAACUGAUUUGUCAUUGAACGUUGCAAUUUUCUUUCUACUUUUAUACCUAAGUUUUGUAUAAGUUUGAAUCAACGAGUUUUCAAGUUUGUAUUUCCUUUUUUGUAAUAAAUGUCUGAUACUUU